AUUUGCGCUCAUUUAGGUAGUCUAUUCGUCAUUUCAUCAUGUCGCGUGUUGUUGUUGUCGGAUUGGCUGGCCCAUCGUGUUCGGGAAAGACCACCGUGGCACUCAACCUUAUCAAGCUGUUUCCACACACAGUGGUUAUCCACCAAGACGACUUUUACAAGCCCGACAGCCAAAUCCCAUUGAACGACACGGCUGGGGUGCAGGACUGGGACUGCCCGGGCUCGUUUGACAUGGAAAAACUGGUAGCUGACAUUGAGAGCACGCGGCUGAGGCUGGAGGGCAUCGACGGAACCGAUAGCGUGGGUGAUCUGCGCGACCACUUCGCAUCGCAGUGGGCCAACCCACCCGAGGACAUCGACAAGCUAAUUCCGACCACCGUUAUUGACGGCAUGCGGCACUGGAUCAUACAAGACCUGGGAAUCGACAGUGCCGACCAGAUUCCAUUCUGCAUCGUGCUCGUUGACGGCAUCUUGCUUUACCAUGAUGACAACGAUGCCGUCAGGCACCCGCAGAGCGCCUUGGACAUUGGCCUGUUUAUCUAUGCAUCAUACGAGACGCUGAAGCAGCGCCGGGAGGCGCGCUCAGCAUAUGCAACCAAGGAGGGCGUGUGGACGGACCCGCCUGGGUACUUUGACUCGAUCGUGUGGCCCAACUUUGUAAAGUACCACUCAGGCAUGAUCAAGGCGCACCCAUGCAUCCUGGCCGACGAUGCUGCGGCUGCGCCCGGGAGUUCUAAUGUCUCAGUGUGUUCGUCCGAUGUGCCGGCAAAAGAUAUGCUGGCAGAGUGCGUUGGCGCUAUCGUUAGCGAGUGGAGGCGCCGUAUGGAGUAAUACAUUCUAUUUGAUGUUUGACAGCAUAUUGCAUACUUUGAGAAUCUCCCUCUGCACGGAGUGGAUGCCGUCUUUGGACCGGCUGCUGCAGUGGAUGGCUGUGGGCUGGACU
Molecule: messenger RNA, 942 nt
Organism: Linderina pennispora
Lineage: Eukaryota; Fungi; Kickxellomycota; Kickxellomycetes; Kickxellales; Kickxellaceae
Product: P-loop containing nucleoside triphosphate hydrolase protein
Exons: 1
Coding region: 39-830 (263 amino acids)
Cellular component (GO): cytoplasm
Source: RefSeq, a predicted model, not a curated record